This is a messenger RNA of Eucalyptus grandis, 567 nucleotides long. RefSeq names its product cysteine-rich receptor-like protein kinase 22. The transcript has 2 exons. NCBI's taxonomy places the organism in Eukaryota, Viridiplantae, Streptophyta, Magnoliopsida, Myrtales, Myrtaceae. The record is from RefSeq and is a predicted model, not a curated record. The coding region runs from base 1 to 567 and encodes 188 amino acids.
AUGCCCGAUGAUUGGCCAAAGAUGAAAGACAGCGACCUCCCCGUUCCCGACGAGGUCGACCUCAACGUGGCUGGGCAAGGCUUCGGCAAGCCUCCUUCCAUCCCUCCAAUUCUGCGUCGUCUUCCUCCUGUCCUUCUCUGUCUUCACAUCCUAUUGUUCGACCUCUCCAAUGCUUAUUACUGCUACGAUGUAGGCAACUUAGCCGCUGGUGACUACGCCAGGAACCGAGUGCUCAUCCUCUCUUCUCUCCCUGGCGAUGUGGCUUCGAACAGCGGGUUCUACUCCAGGAAAGUUUGGAAAGGCUCGGAUGUCAUUUACGUGCUCAGUUUCUGCAGAGGCGACUCUUCGAACAACACUUGCUUGAAGUGCAUAAGCUCUGCUGCUGAAGAAUUGAGGGGUAAGUGUUCAAAGCGGAAAGCUGCGUACUCAUGGGGUAUAGAAGAUCCUCCGCGCUCCAUCCGUUACUCUGAUUCUCCAAUGUAUGGCGUGAAGCAGACAUUUCCAACCUUGAAGCUUUAUCGCAUUGGCAACAUCCCGAUGGAUCAGGAUCAGUUCGAUCGGAUAUAG